This is a messenger RNA of Hippocampus zosterae (dwarf seahorse), 2198 nucleotides long. It is a transcript of the gene dnajc11a, whose product is annotated as DnaJ (Hsp40) homolog, subfamily C, member 11a. The coding region runs from base 70 to 1959 and encodes 629 amino acids. Gene Ontology annotation, biological process: cristae formation. NCBI's taxonomy places the organism in Eukaryota, Metazoa, Chordata, Actinopteri, Syngnathiformes, Syngnathidae. The record is from RefSeq and is a predicted model, not a curated record. The transcript is spliced from 16 exons.
GCAAGUGUGCGACAAGCCAUAUUAUGCAACAAUGACGAAGGAGCGAAGAAGAAAUGACCGGGCAUAAACAUGGCGUCUGCCUUAGACGACGAGGAGAUUUCCAGUGAUGAUUACUAUUCUCUAUUAAAUGUCCGGCGAGAGGCAACACAGGAGCAGUUGAAGGCGGCGUACAGGCGGUUAUGCAUGUUAUACCACCCAGAUAAACAUCGGGAUCCAGAACUAAAGCGCCAAGCGGAGCAGCUUUUUAACCUGGUACAUGAAGCUUACGAAGUGCUUAGCGAUCCGCAGGCACGAGCAAUCUACGAUAUCUAUGGCAAGCGUGGGCUGGAUGUUGAUGGGUGGGAGGUGGUGGAGAGGAAACGAACUCCUGCAGAAAUUCGAGAGGAGUACGAGCGUCUUCAGAAGGAGCGUGAGGAGAGGAGACUCCAGCAAAGGACCAACCCCAAGGGAACAAUUAGUGUGGGCGUUGAUGCCACAGACCUCUUUGAUCGCUACGAGGAGGACUAUGAAGACAUGGUUGGAGGCGGUGUCCCACACGUGGAAAUCAACAAGAUGCACAUAUCACAAUCCAUAGAGGCCCCUCUGACCACAAAUGACACAGCUAUCUUGUCUGGUUCUUUGUCGACACACAAUGGAAAUGGAGGCGGGACUAUUAACUUGGCCUUGAGGAGAGUCACUUCAGCUCAGGGUUGGGGGGAGAUAGAGCUUGGCGCUGGAGACACACACGGACCUCUCUUUGGAAUGAAGAUCUUCCGAAAUUUGACGCCACGCUUCUUUGUGACGGCGCAGUGCGGACUCCAGUUUUCGUCCCGGGGCGUGCGUCCUGCCGUCAGCACGGUGCUGGCCCGUCACCUGGACAAAAACACGAUGGGUUACCUGCAGUGGCGUUGGGGGAUCCACUCUUCCAUGAAUACCAGCAUUGUCAGGGACACCAAGAGCAGCCAUUUCACCUUCGCAGUGCAGCUGGGCAUUCCGCACACUUUUAUGAUGAUGAGCUACCAGUACAAGUUCCAGGAUGAAGACCAGACCAAGAUUAAGGGCUCAAUAAAGUCUGGUUUCUUUGGGACUGUGCUGGAGUACGGCGCUGAGAGGAAAAUCAGUCGACACAGCAUUUUAGGAGCCACAGUCAGCAUCGGGGUGCCACAGGGUGUCUCGCUCAAGGUCAAACUAAACCGAGCCAGCCAGACAUACUUCUUCCCGAUUCACCUGACUGACCAACUUCUGCCAAGUGCUGUAUUUUACGCCACAGUUGGACCGCUGGUCGUCUACCUCGCAAUGCAGCGCCUCAUUAUCCGGCCAUACGUGCGGGCCCAGAAGGAACAAGACUUGGAGAAGCAGCGUGAAAGUUCGGCCUCAAACAUAGCCAAAAAGAAACAGGAGGCUGAGGCGGCGGUCUUGCUCAUGCAGGAGUCUGUACGGAGGAUCAUUGAAGCCGAGGAGUCUCGAAUGGGUCUCAUCAUCCUCAAUGCCUGGUAUGGCAAGUUUGUGACGGACAACAGCCGGAAACACGAAAAGGCCAAGGUGAUUGACGUGAGCGUGCCGCUGCAGUGUCUGGUGAAAGAUUCCAAACUCAUCCUAACCGAGGCCGCAAAGUCAGGCCUCCCUGGUUUCUAUGACCCCUGUGUGGGGGAAGAAAAGAGCCUCAAGGUGCUGUAUCAGUUCCGUGGCGUCAUGCAUCAAGUCCUGUCAGGAGACUCCGAACCACUCAGGAUACCAAAGCAAUGUGAGACCCUCCCAGUUACUUCCAAGCACCUAAGCUGCAUUUCCACCAAGAGGUCCAGUUCACUCACAGGAUUGAUGCAGACACAUAGGAGUACCUGUAUUGACUCCCCCUCACCUCUCUCAAAAAAGCCACAUCUCUCAGCUCUUCAAGGAGACAGAUUCAUCUUUGUUUUAGAUAAAACAGGGAGCAAGUCUUGGUCACCAAAAAGUAUUUCUCUAUCCUUGGUCUUUAUGUAGAUCAGUUAAACAUGCAGAAUGGUAAAUGAAGCAUUACAAAGGGUAGCCGUGGACAAUGUGACUCUAAAAUAAAUGAUUACCAUCUUCUUAAAGCCUACCCGUUGUACAUUUACUUGAGUUAAGUUUCAUAAACAACUUUUGUGACCAAGUUGUUUGACAUUGCAGUGCCUAUGUGAUUUAAAACAUAAUUGCGCCUGUUUGCUUGCCAUAAUAUUAAAAUUGUUCUCUGGCAUGGUUAA